AGCUCACUGUCUCUGUCAUACUGGCUUCUCUCCACAGGACCGUAGCUGGUGUUUGGAUGAAUGUGUGUCUGGGGCAGCUCGGCUUUCGCUGUGAGGCGGUUGUGAUUGUGGGGAAGCUGCAGUGAUCCCCCAGUCCGGAUUGACUGUGCGAAACGGAGCAGGGGGAAGCUGGGGUUGCUAUGUGCUGAGACAGUGGGCUGUCUGCUCAGCUCAGAGUGUGGGACAGGCCAGGAACCCAGCUCCUCUUCCAGCUCCGGCAAGCAGCCAGGACCCCAGUCCUUCUGGCAAUUCCACCCUCCCCCGCCUCACAGUUCACCACAAACCGGCGGUGGCAGCGACCUGGAGCCGCUCUGCAAUGAGACCAUGCGGAACUGAACCGUUCUCUCUCUGGACCAGGAGCACCUAAGCCUUAGAGCAGGGACACGUUCAGUAACUCCUGGCUCUGACACUUUCUCAGUGGAUGCACAGAGCUAGUUUCAGCACCGCGGACAGCGCUAUGAGGGAAUCUCAGAGGCAAUCCACACCCUGAGCCAAGCGAGCUGUGCAAUUUCAUUCUAAUGAACUGUUGUGGGACAACGGAAAUCUUGUUGCCUCUUGUUUAAAAGUGGAGUGUCAGGAACACGGAGAUGUUUACUCUUUUACUCUCGGCAGGAGGUGUGCCAGGAGGCUGCAGUCUGCUCCUCCUCUGUUCCCUCUUCCUGUGCAGAUGCAUCCAUUGCCAGGAGAAGACUCAUUCUCAGGCUGAGGAGAGACUCUUCAAACAUCUCUUCACUGGUUACAAUCGGUGGUCCAGACCUGUCACCAAUGCUUCAGAUGCUGUCAUUGUCAACUUUGGCCUUUCCAUCGCACAGCUUAUUGACGUGGAUGAGAAAAACCAGAUGAUGACAACUAACGUUUGGCUCAAGCAGGAAUGGUAUGAUUAUAAACUCACAUGGGAUCCUGCAGAGUUUGACAAUGUAACUUCAAUCCGUGUCCCCUCUGAAAUGAUCUGGAUUCCUGACAUUGUUCUUUACAACAAUGCAGAUGGUGAGUUUGCAGUGACACACAUGACGAAGGCUCACCUCUUCUCGACAGGCCAGGUACAGUGGGUGCCCCCGGCGAUCUACAAGAGCUCCUGUAGCAUCGACGUUACCUUCUUUCCGUUCGACCAGCAGAAUUGCAAAAUGAAGUUUGGCUCCUGGACGCACGACAAGUCCAAGAUCGAUCUGAGGAGCAUGGGCAGGAAUGUAGACCUUAAGGACUACUGGGAAAGUGGCGAGUGGGCGAUAGUCAACACAGUGGGGGUUUAUAACAGCAAGAAGUAUGACUGUUGCUUUGAGGUGUAUGUUGAUAUCACGUACUCCUUCAUUAUCAGGAGGCUCCCUCUCUUCUACACCAUUAACCUCAUCAUUCCUUGUUUACUCAUCUCCUGUUUAACCGUUUUGGUCUUCCAUUUACCAUCAGCCUGUGGAGAGAAAAUUACUCUUUGUAUCUCAGUAUUGCUGUCCCUGACUGUCUUCCUGCUGCUUAUUACAGAAAUCAUCCCCUCGACCUCGUUGGUCAUCCCUUUAAUCGGGGAAUACCUGCUCUUCACCAUGAUCUUUGUCACGCUCUCCAUUGUUAUCACUGUCUUUGUCCUCAACAUCCACCACCGCUCGCCCAACACCCACAAGAUGCCCAGGUGGGUGAAGAAGGUCUUCCUGGAUUUCAUCCCUCGCUGGCUGUUCAUGAAGAGACCGAGACCCAAAACUGAGACGUUCACCAACCAUUUCAGUCCUCUGGAGUUAAAGUUUGCGCCGUCCAAAUGCUGCCCUUCCUCAGGGAGUGAGGAACUCCGGUUUGGCCUGCCCCCCUGCCAACCCAGGCUGGUGAGUCCUUGUGCCCUUGGCUACCCGUGUCGCCUCAAGCCCAGCAGAUCCACGGAGGGGAUGGUCAAUGGCAGCCGCCGAGCCUGGGCUAGUAACAUCACUCAGACAGGAGCCAGUCUGCCAUUAUCACCCAGCAUCAUCAGGGCACUGGAAGGAGUGCAUUACAUCGCCAACCAUCUCCGAGCUGAGGAUGCCGACUUUUCAGUAAAGGAAGACUGGAAGUAUGUUGCCAUGGUGAUUGACCGGAUUUUUCUCUGGAUAUUUAUCAUCGCCUGUUUGUUGGGCACGUUUGGACUUUUCCUCCCACCCUGCCUGGCCGGAAUGAUUUGAUGUUCCAUUUAUAAAGUCGGGAGAGUAAGCUGGGAGGAUUUAAGCUGCAUGUGAGGGUGUGGGGUUAGGGAAAGUUUCAAAGGAACUCUCCCCUUCAUCUACCCUUCCGUCUACCUCCACCUUCCUAUCCCCACUCCCUCAAUCCCUUAGGCCCAUUUACCCCAAAAUCCCCAACUCUGCCACUCACUUCCCCACCCCGCUCCUCCACCCACCCCUAUUCCCAAUUUACCCUCCAACCCUCAAUACGCCCCACUACACAUUUGCCAUCCUCCUCACCUCUCCCUUGUGCCCCAAACCCCCUCAUUUUCCAUCCUUCUCCCAAUUGCUGAUACACCUUCAUUAACCUCCUCCACCCUCUCUGGUCACUUACAUACACACCCAGUCUUGCAAAUGACCCCCUCCAAGCCUGACCAGGAAUGCAGUAACAUUCCUGAGGGGGUGAAUUGUUUUUGGUCCCAAGGGAUUAACAUUGCCCUCAUACACAGACCUGACCUCUCCCUCUCACUGAUUGUCUGAGUCCAAACCGUGUUUUCACAAAGAAGCGUGAAAUAACAUGAAUAACUAAUUUAAAACAUGGAUAUAUGGCUGGAAAGUUGCAGGGUGACACAUUUCAUUCAUUAAGCAUUGAUUUGCAGAUAAAUAGUUUUGUAUCACUUUUGAUUUGUUGACUUAGAAUAUUCUUGAAAGUGUUUCCAUCUCUUAAGACUGCCCCCGUCAUUAUGUGGAGAGCUUAGCGAUGAAGGGACUGCGGUUUCACCUUCCCCCUGUUUGGACAUUGUUGUAAAAUCCCCGGAGAAUAGCUCGUGUCCCUAUACACUACCACUCACCCCCUCAAAGUCACAGAGUGCAGCCUUCAAGCCCUCAUUUGGAGACCUGAUAGGCCAUUCCAGACUACCUCUAUCCCCUCGUGGUCUGUCUAUUCUUAUACUGCCUUGACUGCCUUCUUAUCUUUACCCUUCAUAACCAUAAACGCAUCUGAGACCAAUAUUCCAUUUGAGUUCUGAGGAAGGGUCGUUGUCCCUGAAAUGUUAACUUUGAUUUUUCUCCACAGACCCCAGACCGGAUGUGUUUAUCCAGCAGUUUCUGCAUUUAAUUCCAUUUGCCUUCUCUAUUACCCAAAGGUUUAGAUUCCAGUUUUUGUGAUUUGUGGAUGAGCUCUGAGUUGUAGCUUUCUGCAGCCUUUCUGUAUUCAAAUAAUAUACAGCUCCUCUAUUGUUCCUGCCAAAGUGCAUAACCUCACAGUUUCUCAUAUUAUAUUCCAUCAAUCAGGUUUUUCACUCUCAAGGUAACUAGAAGUAGGAAUAACCUCAACUCCACUCUCCUGCCUGCUCCCCCAAGCCUUCAACCCCAUCACAUCACUCCACCUGUCUAUAUCUAUCUUUGAGUGUGAGUUACAGAGUCAGAGCGAUGAAGAGUAUGGAAAUAGACUCUUUGCUCCAACCCAUCCAUGCUGAUCAAAUAUCCUAAAUAAAUCUAGUCUCAUUUGCCAGCA
Molecule: messenger RNA, 3669 nt
Organism: Chiloscyllium plagiosum (whitespotted bambooshark)
Lineage: Eukaryota; Metazoa; Chordata; Chondrichthyes; Orectolobiformes; Hemiscylliidae
Gene: chrna2b
Product: cholinergic receptor, nicotinic, alpha 2b (neuronal)
Biological process (GO): monoatomic ion transmembrane transport
Cellular component (GO): postsynaptic membrane
Molecular function (GO): acetylcholine-gated monoatomic cation-selective channel activity; transmembrane signaling receptor activity
Source: RefSeq, a predicted model, not a curated record